AUGGGCCCCUGUACCCGCCUCCUCAUGCUGCUGCCAGGCCCCUAAUCUGCCAUGGGCCCCUAUACCCCGCCUCCUCAUGCUGCUGCCAGGCCCCUAAUCUGCCAUGGGCCCCUAUACCGCCUCCUCAUGCUGCUGCCAGGUCCAGAGUCUGUCAUGGGUCCCUGUACGGCCUCCCAUUGCUGCUGUCUCCAUCGCCACACUCUGCCAUGUGCCACUUUCAGGUCUCCUCACACUCCUGCUGGUUUCCAUUUUGUCAUAGGUUGCUGUAUGGCCUCCCAUUGCUGCUGCCUCCACCGCCACACUGUGGCUCCAAACACUGGUUUUGGCCCCGUGACUGGCCAAAUGAGUGAAGUGUGCGGUGAUUCUAAGAUCGACGGCACUCAUCUGCAUGUCAUACUGACUGUCAGUAUUAUUUCUCUUCCCCAGCAGACUCCAAGGGCAUUUAAAUUAAAGGUACAGUGUUCUGCACUAAUAUUA
Molecule: messenger RNA, 477 nt
Organism: Staurois parvus
Lineage: Eukaryota; Metazoa; Chordata; Amphibia; Anura; Ranidae
Source: the annotation of a GenBank genome assembly